ACAAGAGCUGUGGGUGAUGUUGGGCUGCAGUGUUGGUGUGUGUCUGUGUGUGCAAACAGAUAUAUAUAGCCGUGUAUGUAUGUAUAUGUGCAUGGUUAUGUAACUCUUAAGGUUAUUGAAACGGGUGGCGCUUGGAGGAGGGAUGUAGAAGGAGAUUGCUGUGAUAUAUUUAGGAAAGGAUCAUGGACAGUCACUCUUCCAGUUGCACAGAAGUCGUGAGUGAGGAGAGUGAGGAGGAAAGCAAUGGAGUCAACUUGAUGGAAUUCUCAGAUGAGAUCCUUCUGCACAUCCUCAGCUAUGUCCCUUGCACAGACCUGGUCCUGAAUGUCAGGAGAACCUGCAGGAAACUCGCAACACUUUGCCUUGACAAGAGUCUAACACAUACAGUUCUACUUCAGAAGGACUAUAAGGUAAACAAAGACAAAGUGAAGCAGCUGAUGAGGGACAUCGGAAAGGAGAUCUACCAGCUGAACAUGGCUGGCUGCUACUGGCUGCCCAGCUCCACCAUCGACCACGUAACACGGUGCAAGAACCUGGUGAAGCUGAACCUGUCGGGGUGCCACGUCACCUCUCUGCGGCUCUCCAAGAUGCUCUCCUCGCUGCAGCACCUGCGCUCGCUGGCCAUCGAUGUGAACCCUGGCUUUGAUGCCAGCCAGCUGAGCAGUGAGUGCAAAGCCACCCUCAGCCGUGUCUCAGAGCUGAAGCAAACCCUUUACACACCCUCGUACGGUGUCGUGCCGUGCUGCACCAGCCUGGAGAAACUGCUGCUGUACUUUGAGAUCCUCGACCGCUCGCGGGAGGGGUUUAUGCUGUCUGGGCAGCUGAUGGUGGGUGAGAGCAACGUGCCCCAUUACCAGAACCUCCGCAUCUUCUACGCCAGGCUGGCUCCUGGCUAUGUCAAUCAGGAGGUGGUGAGGCUGUACUUGGCAGUGCUGAGUGAUCGGACACCUGAGAACCUCCACGCCUUCCUCAUCUCUGCCCCCGGCAGCUUUGCAGAGACGGGAGCCACCAAAAACCUCCUGGACUCCAUGGCCCGAAAUGUACGUCUGGAUGCUUUACAACUGCCCAAAGCCUGGAUUAACGGCUCUGGGCUCCUGCAACACUUGAAGUUCAACAACCCUUUCUACUUCAGCUUCAGCCGAUGCACCUUAUCUGGUGGGCACCUGAUCCAGAGGGUCAUUAAUGGUGGGAAGGAUCUCAAAAGCCUGACCAGUUUGAAUCUCAGUGGCUGCGUUCACUGCCUGGCCCCGGAGUCCUUGUUUCGGAAAGCUGAAGAUGACAUUGACAGCAGCAUUUUGGAAAGCCUGGUAGUGUCUUGCUGCAACCUGAGACACCUGAACCUCUCUGCAGCUCACCAUCACAGCUCUGAAAGCAUAGGGAACCACCUGUGCCAGCUCCUGUCCAGGCUAAAGCACCUGCUCUCAUUAGCACUACCAGUUUGCUCCAUCACAGAUGUUGCUGCCAGCGUGGAGAAGCCUCCCACCACACCUAACGUGGUGCCCCAAACAUUUGGAAAGAAAGUUCGGAUUGGGAUACCGACAUAUCCAAGGAACUUAGGGGACCAGGCAAAUCAGAAGGUUGAGUCCUCGGUGUUUUGGGCUCUGAUGGGAAGCCUGCGGUUUUUGGAAACCUUGGAGAUAAUCGGGUCCAGUUUCUCCUCCGCCAUGCCCCGCAACGAGCCGGCAAUUCGGAACUCGUUGCCUCCCUGUGUCCGGGCACAGAGUGUGGGGGAUUCAGAGGUGGCUGCCAUUAGCCAAUUGACUUACCUGCAGAGCCUCACCUUAGCACAGCUGCCAAAUAUUCUCACAGGCUCUGGGCUCGUCAACAUCGGGCUGCAGUGCCAGCACCUGCGGACUCUUUCCUUGGCCAACCUGGGCAUGAUGGGCAAGGUGGUCUAUAUGUCUGCUCUCAUGGACAUGCUGAAACACUGCAGGUGUUUGAGAGAUCUCAGGCUGGAACAGCCGUACUUCUGUGCGGGUGCCCAGUUCUUCCAGGCACUGAGUCACUGCUCCUCUCUCCAGCGCCUUUGCAUCGUCUCCCGGAGCGGGACUCUGCAGUCUGACGCAGUGAUGUCAUUCAUGGCCAGCUGCCUUGAGGUCAUCAUGUGCCACAUGUUUAUGGGAGAAUCUCUUACCGUUUGCAAAAAUCUCCAGCAGUCCAUUGUCCGGAGUUUCCAGGCAGAACGCCCUGCAUUAAACGUCGUCAUUUUCCCUCUGCUUCACGAGGACUUGACAGAGGUCAUCAGAGAUGUCCCCAUGCGGCACUUGGAUGAAAUUACCUUGUUUAAAAGCAGAGUGGCUGAGGAACCUCCCAAUUUGUGGUGGUGACUGUCACAGCAUGAAGGGACAAGUCAUUGUGAACCCAUGGAGCAGUUUUCUGUUGGCCUGGAUUUCCCAUCCUCGGCUCCUGGCCACCUCACUGGAUGCUGUACAAUCACUUCAAGCAGGUGCAAUUGCAAAAUAAAAAAAAAGCUGGUUCUUUGCAGUGGGGUAACAUCUAUUGGAUAUUGCUUGCAUCUGAAAAUCCUGUCUCAAAGGCUUGUGGAAUCUGAUGAGUGUUUCCUUGCGGUUAAUAUGAAUAGUUUUUGUUAUUUUACUGAAGUUAAAGGUAAGAGAGACUGACUUAACAAUGCUCUUUUCCCUGUGUCCCCUGGUGUCUGUCCCAAGGGCCCCUGUGUACGUUGGCAGUGUGCUUUGUGGUUUUGGUGGAAAUCAUUCUUUGCUUCAGUCUGUUUUUGGCAAAGUAGAAAGCCUAGGCCAGCUCAGAGGCACAAAAAUGUGUUGCUCAAUUGAAGUGCAUCACAUCUUUUCUAUGUUACAAAUAGACAUUUGUAGUCACACAUGUGCAGUCACAAAUAUUUAAAGGGGUUUUUUGAUUGAGAAAUACCACAAGGACUUGUUUUUUAUUUUUUAAUAACAAAUUAUGGUCAUUAACACCUUGACCAUGGUAUGUUCCUGCUGAUGCUGUUUCCAUUGGUCUGGUGGAAGAAGUUCUCAGCUCUUUUGGAAAUCCUUGUCCUAGGGUAGAUGGUGCCUACAGUGAAUAAAUAAGUUGAGGCUCAGAUCUGAUUUAUAUGCAGUCUGUCUUGCAGUGUAGAUGGGAAUGUAGUGUUCCAGUUCUGUCCUUAUAUCCCAUGCCUUGAGCUCAUGCUAAUUUUAGAGAUGUUAUGAAGUAUUUUCACAGUGUGAUUUCAGUCAGCUUCUCUGCUCCACAGAACUUCCUCAGGCAUCAGUAGUGGUCUGGAUCACUUUCAUAUUGCCUUAUUUACUGAGCACUUUUAAAAGCAUCAGACAGCUGUACCAAAAGCCAAGUUACAAAUUCCUGGAGCUACAUGUCUGGGUGGCAGAAUUUUCCUUGGUAGCAUACCAGGUCUGUCUUCUGCAAAGCAGCUGCUGACCAGAGCUGUCUGACUUCACCCAAAUCCUGAAUGUGUUGAGUGCUGCUUUUCUGGGGAGGCCCAGAAUCGUCCAAAGAUGAUGUGCCCAUCUCCUUGUCAGCAUUUUCUACUCAAGAUGCCCUCUCCCAAAUGCUCUUCUGCCCUCAGUGUUCAUAGGAAGCCUGGUCUGAUGGGAUAGAUUUGAGAACAAAAUGAAUCUCCCAGCCUUGGGAGACUUUCUGUCCUUACUUUCCAAUCAGCCACAUGUGAGCCUGCCUGGAAUUCUGUCCCAGGAUUGUAAAUCUUGAGCCAGGCUGGGAUAACCCUUGUGCUCAGAGAGGUUGCAGUGAAGAGCAGGUAAGUGUCAGGCUCUGCUAGCACAGGUCUGUGCCUUGCUGAGACCAAUCCCUGGUGGUUUGCUGUCUUUCCUGAGGCUCUCUCCCUUCCCCUGUCAGGCCAGGGAGCCAGCACAGCCUCUGGAGUGCAGCUGGCAGCAGGAUGGUGAGCUCCUGCUCCCCUGGGAGUGCUGCAGCUGAGCUCUGAGCUCUUCCUGAGUGUUUGAGGCUCUGCCUCAGCCCCAGCUCUGAGUGUGAGGAGCUGCUGCCCUGCUCCUGCUGCUGUUUCCCUCCCACUCUCCCCGAUGUUCUUUCUACCUCUUGUCAGAUUACUCACCUGUCUGAAUCCCCUUCUUUCUCUCUCUCUCCCUCACCUCAGCACAUCAGAUGUAUUUUUUUGGCAGGAACACAAGCUGCUGCUCUGUCCAGUUCAGGCCAACCUCAGCUCUGCCUGGUUUUUGUCCGUGUUUUUUUCUAGGAUAACUAUUGAGGACUGGCAGAGGGUGUUUGCAAAACUACUUCCUUCCUUGUUUGAAGCACUGGCAAAGUUGUUUUGUCCUGCUUGUGCCACUGGCCCUGGGGCAGAGGGAAGGCAGAGGGUGUGGAGCCAGCUCUCUGAUGCCUUAGGGGACCUGUUCAGUCCUGUGAAGGAAUCCUGGUGUUUGCUUGGAGUGAGGCCAUUCCCACCCUCAGCGGGGAUUUCCCCUGCAUGAACACACUGUGGCAUCAGCAAGAGACUGGCACUGCUGCCAACUCACCUCUUCCUGUUCCUCUGGAAAACCUGGGCUGGGGGGCACUGGUGUGCAGAAACCAGCUGUUGCUUGAUUGUGGUGUUAAACCUUUGCUCUUGGGGUUGCAGUCACCUGAUGGAACACGCUGUACACUUGGCUUGGCACAUCCAUAUCCACCUGCUGGAUGGGGGCAGCAGCCAGGGAUUUUUAUAGCACUGUUAUUCUGUUGCCAGGGAUGUGGUGUUUGGGCAUCUGUAUUCAGGCAAGAGGGUCACAGGUCCUGAUGAUGCUGCCAGUUAUAACCAGGGCUAGGAAAGGUCACCCACAGGUGAUAAAGGUACCAUCCCAAAUUGUAAUAAAGAGGUAAAAUCUCCUUCCACCCCCAGCUCCCCAACUCUGGGCCAGUGCUUGAUAUCUCUGCUACAAAUCCUCUUAUGGUGAGUGAGAAUUUCCGCUGCUUUUGCACUCCAGGCGGAUUCACCAGAUGUUAAUAAUGUGCUUAUUUUCUCUAAGUGCUAUUUUGGCAUCGGUGUUAAUUACAAUUUAUAUUCUGCAACAUUUACACUGGGAAAAGAACCCACCCUAAUAGUACCCAAUUGGCAGAGCUGGGCUAUUAAACACAGCUCCAUAUGUUCUGAGCAGAGCAGUGGAUGGGACUCAGAGCCCACUCAGCACUCAGGCUCCAGCAGGCAGCUGGAGAGGAGGAGAGGGGAGCAGAGAGAGGGGUGUUCUGCUCCUGGAUUUUAUUUAAUAGGAAAUCCCCCCUCCUUUUCUGUCCCCAUCUCCCUCCUGCUAUCUGUGAGCAUUUAAGGAGGUGAUCUCUGAGCCUGCUGAUGCUGCUGUCCGUAGUGUAAAACAAAUGAAUGCAAUUCCGGAAGGUGCCCUUCUCACAGGGAGUGUUUCUGCAGGAUCCCAGUCCCUGCUGACCUGUUCCUUGCUGCCUUCCAAAGCACACCUCCAAUCUUUGGGAGCUGCAGCAGAAAUCUUUGCUUUGACCACCACCAAGGUGUCUGUGGUUCUGUGGGAGAGGGAUAUUCUGGGGCAGGUACUGUUCUUGUGUAAAACUCGAUGUAGUUUGCUGCUGUGCUCAUGUCCAGAGUCCUGUUUGGCAAAAUUUGGUUCCUGCAGCUGGGAGGGUCUGGAGUGACGCUGGAGUGGGGAAUUCAGAGGGACUAGGUCUUAUCUGUGGUUUUCUUAGGAGUGUAGGUUAGAGGGUUGCUUCCUCAGCUGUUUGCAGAGCUGAUUUCAUGGUCUCUUUAGGAGAUGGCACUGCUGUGUUUGAGAAGGGGCUGUGUGGUGACUGUGGUCACCUCUCUCUCAAGGAGAAGGAGAAGAUGGGAGUGAGAGGAGUCAUGGAUCUCACUCUGGAAGCCAGCCACACAUCGUGAGGCUUGGCCUGUUCCUCCCUUGUGGAAGGGGAGGAGGGUGCUGAACCCUCCCCUCCAGGUGAGGAGCUGCUCUCUGGGAGCAGAGGACAGGCCUGGGGCUGGUGUGGGCUGAGAGCAGCAGAGCCACAGCCCCACUCAAACCCCAGUCCCUCUGAUUCCAUCACUGCCUCUGCUGGGGUGUGGGAUCCUGAGAGCAGAGCAGCACCCAUCUCCUCAUGGUGUGCUCAGAGCUGUGGCAGCUCUGGGACAUGGCCAGGUGUGUGAGGCUGCCCUGGGAGGUGCUGGGUGCUUCCUUCAGCAGAGCUUUUUUAGGAUAGAAAUCUGUGACUUUCCCUCUGGCAGAAUGAACCAGUGCAGAAGGGUUGUUUCACCUGACUGAGGGGGAUCAAUUCCCUCUUGGCUGGUCCCAGCAGUGUCCAGCCCAGGCUGGGAGGGCAGUGCAGGAGCUGUGCUGGAUGUUGCAGAGCCCAAUCUCCUUCCACUGCAGCUCUCCUGCCUCUUUGAGAUGCACAGGCAGCCGGGGUACUCCAGCAGGAGAAUCAUUUCCAUAGAAACCAAUUGGGAUGUUGUACAGGGAAUAAUGAUUAAUAGUGAAGGGAUGUUGCCUCAGGCCCUUUUCAUUUUUUAGGGGGCAGUGAGGGACAAACUGGGGCACAGGUAGGGGGACAGGGAGACUUGAAAACUAAUGGAAACCAUCUCUUCCAUUAAUUUCCAGGGCAGCUUUCCCCUCUUCUCCUCCUACCCAGCCCCCCACUGCUGCUCCCAGCUUUCGUCAAAUUUUCAAAAUGGCUAACCUGGUUAGAAAUAAUCAUAAUAAUAAAAAAGGAUGGAUGAGGUCUGACUACUAACAUUGUUGCUGUUAGCAGCAGGAUUUCAGCCAUAAAACAUGAAGCAAGGGAGGCAUUGACCUUUCCGCUGUUUGAAAUGAAUGGAGACAUCAAUAUCUAUUGUUUUGUGGCAUUGACCUCUGACGCUCUCAGUUUGCCCUCCCCUUUCUUUUUUUUUAAUUUCCCCCUGACACUCGAGGAAAGGGGUCACUCUGUACCAUCUAUUGAUCCUGAUCUUACUUGGUGAUAGGGAAAUAAUUAGAAUUUUAAAGAUCUCUGCUGCUCGCUGGUGAAAUACGUACACAGAGGCACAGGCUAAGCCCCCGCUUGCCAUGUUGUGUUCUCCCCCCUUCCUUGCAGAGAUCCAAAGCUCUGAGAUCUGAAGGAAGGCAGAUCAAUAUAGGUUUAAUCAUGAUGGGGGUUUUAUUUCAGUUUUUUAAAUGGUAAAGUGUAACGUUUUAUGUUAAUGUUGUCGGAGCCUGGCUGCCUGGUGCCUUGUUUUAUUUAUUCUUUUAAGUAGCCCCUUCUUUUGUGAACUUCAUCUAUGUACAGAGAAUGUGAAAUCAGGCAUUGCUAAUUAGCUGUAUGACAAUUAAGUAAUGUAGCACAAAACCAUUAGGACACUGGAUUUGUUUUUGAAGUUUGUCCUUUGAAGUGGAAGCUGCAACUCCCUGCCCAAGGCUGCUGGGGAAAAUGUUUUUCUAUCAAAACUUUCUUUGAAAAUAAAAUGUCAGUGUAAGAGUCCCUAUUUCUGUCUCUCUCCCUCUAAACAGCGGGUGGAAAUUGUUUCUCCUUGUAAAAACUGCUGGCAUUGAUAGAGAGGGGAAUUCAGGAAAGCAUUAAAUGGGCAGUUGGUCUCCAAGCACCCUCAAUUCUGGUAGAGAUGUUCCCAAAAAUGCUUGUUUAGCUCAUGGAGAGGGAACGGUGCCACGCUGGGAGAGAAGACUCAGCUCACAACCCUGGAGAUGACAAAGGGAGGUGGUCCCAAAACUGGGGGUUCAUCUCUGACACCCCAAGAGCCAUCAGGGUGCCAGCCUGGUCCCAGAUCAGAUCCCUGCAGGCUGCUGGGCUUGGGCUCCUCCGUCCCUGCGCUCCUUUGACUCUCGUGUUUGCAUCUGGCCCUUUGUCCUCGUAGUGAGUCCAAUUCUGAAUGUGCAACUUUCAUGUAAGCUGGUGGCAUGUAAAACUUCAAAUAAAGAGUGAAACAUUUGGAACCA
This is a messenger RNA of Catharus ustulatus (Swainson's thrush), 7874 nucleotides long. RefSeq names its product F-box and leucine rich repeat protein 18 (gene FBXL18). Gene Ontology annotation, molecular function: protein binding. Gene Ontology annotation, cellular component: SCF ubiquitin ligase complex. The transcript is spliced from 5 exons. Lineage: Eukaryota; Metazoa; Chordata; Aves; Passeriformes; Turdidae. The record is from RefSeq and is a predicted model, not a curated record. Gene Ontology annotation, biological process: SCF-dependent proteasomal ubiquitin-dependent protein catabolic process. The coding region runs from base 183 to 2327 and encodes 714 amino acids.